AUGUUAAUUGAAGAAAAGAAAGGAUUCAAUAUUCUACUAAUUGGUGAUUAUGGGUAUAUAUAAAUCUCUAAAUUCAUAUAUAGGGUUGGCAAAACAACGCUUAUAAAUUAAAUUAUUAAUAACGGUUUCUCUGAAUCGCAUUGUGCUACCUUAGGCAUAGAUAUUACAAAAUAGGAAAUCAAAGUUGAAAAUUCUAAGUACUAUUUAAAUGUAACAUCUCUCAAUGGUACUUUUAGUUUUUGGAUACAUCAGGAUAAGGAAAAUUCUAAAGCAUCAACUAAUCAAUAUAUAAAAGAGCGGAUUGUUGUGUUGUAGUUUAUGAUUUAACUGAUCAAUUUGGGCCAAAAUCAGUCUAGAGGUGGGUGAACAAUUUUUUAGAAUAUCGCCAAUUAGAUCCUAAAGAUAAUUUUCCUAUCAUUGUGGUAGGAACACAUUUGGAUAAUUUGGAACGGAUUGAUUCAUUAGAAAAUUAUAAAACUUUUUAGGUUUCACUAAAAGAUUAAUAUUCAGUUGAAUAAAUUUCACAAGCCAUUAUCAAUGCUACUGCACUAAAAUUUCAUUAGACAAUAAAGGAACAAGUCAAAAUCAAUCCUAUUAGUUUAAAGUUUACAAAUUCAGUUAAUACAGAAUUUGAAGGCUUAGACUAGAUAUUAUCAUCAAUUGAAGAGAGUAAAACAAAAAUGCUUGAAGAUUACAAUAAAUUAAUUGAAAAUGUCUAAGAUUGGAAAAAAAAAAUAAAUGAUAUCAAACAGGUUUAUAAUAGUCCAAGUUUUAUAGAAAAAUUUGAAUAAUCACAUUUAUCAGAGGAAUUGUUUAUUCAUUAGGAGUUAAUAAAUUUUAAUGAUAACAUUGCUUAAAUUAAUCAAAGUUAUAUAGAGUAAACUGAAAAGAAGUUGAAUGAUAUCUAUCACUUAACAAAGGACACUUCUAAUAUAAAAAUCGAAAUUAAUAACAGAAAACCAAAAUUUUGA
Messenger RNA from Paramecium octaurelia, 971 nucleotides. The record is from the annotation of a GenBank genome assembly. NCBI's taxonomy places the organism in Eukaryota, Ciliophora, Oligohymenophorea, Peniculida, Parameciidae.